This is a messenger RNA of Mycena citricolor, 3825 nucleotides long. The record is from the annotation of a GenBank genome assembly. NCBI's taxonomy places the organism in Eukaryota, Fungi, Basidiomycota, Agaricomycetes, Agaricales, Mycenaceae.
GCUAUUGCCGACUCCCAGACACAACUUGAGGAGGAUCCGCUAUGGAUGGAAAGCUUGAGCUGAACCCCAGGGAAAGACCACGCAAGUGGUCUCUGAAGCGGCUGACCGCGUCCAUCUUUGCCAUCGUUUGCGCGACACUGUAUGCUCUCGAUCGACGCGUGGUCAUUAGCAUCGUAUCUAAGCACACAACGAGCGUCACGCCCACUCAAUACAAGAAAUGCCAACCACCGCUACCGACUCUUCUUGCCGGCCGUCCUCCGACACCAGAUUCGCCUCGGUUUAAGACCGCAAUCGCCUCACUAGAUUCGUUUCUCACUACUCGUGCCGCUGCUUCCGAUAUCGACAGUCUCUCUGUUUCGGUUGUUACCCCAGCCGGACCAUUGUUCGAGCGAGGGUAUGGACUGCUGAAGGCAAACGAUACGACUAGCACGGAGACUGUCACAAGAGAUUCUGCCUACCGAAUCGCAAGUAUCUCCAAGAUGUUCACUGUGUUCGAGACCCUCAUCCUCCGUGAUAUGGGGAUGUUGAAUUGGUUUUUGCUUCCUGCCGCGUUCCAAAUUACAGUCUCCCUGACGAGUUUCACGUAUAGGGAUGAUCCAGUCGCCAAAUUUCUCCCGAAUUUCACCCAUCCUAAGGAGGGCUGGUCCUCUUAUCUGCAGGGCGAAUACUCCGCGGACAAAUCUCCAAUCACACUGAGGCAGCUCGCGACCCACAUGUCAGGAUUGGGCAGAGAUUAUCCUCCUGAGAACUUCGGAGAUUUAUGGCCUCUUCCGCUGGAUGAGGUUGAGCGGGACGAUGGAAAAGCCGGACGGACGGGAACAGCUGAAGCACUCUUGGAGGCUGCCAUGCAUUAUCCUCUGGUCGCGCCUCAAUAUACGUUCCCUGUCUACUCCAACACCGGCUUCGAUCUUCUUGGGCUCUGCAACGUCGCUGCUUUUGAGAUGGUAACAGGGCGCGUGAAUGUUACCCAUCACGAGCUGCUCGACGAGCACAUUUUCCAACCACUGGGCUUGACGAGCAGCUUUUAUCGGAUCGCAAACGCGAGCAUCGCUACCCGUGUAGCGAUACCGUCUUCUGACUUCGAAUGGGCGGAUAUGACUUAUUCACCUGCAUACGAACCCUCCGGUGGGCAAUUCAGCUCCUUGGCGGAUCUUGGAAUCGUACUGCGAUCCUUCCUCUCUCCGAAUGGCGAAGGAAUUCUCAGUCCAUACGUUAUGAGAGAAUGGCUGCGACCACUGCAUGCUUGGAGCGAUGGUUUCCAGGAAGUAGGAGCGCCCUGGGAGAUCGCCAAAUUACCAGGCACAGAGGAGCGUGCUUAUGCAAAAGGCGGGAAUCUCCCGGGUUACCACUCUCAGUUUGUGGUCGUUCCUCAAUGGUCCUACGGUGUCGUCGUCCUCGUCACCGGGGAGUAUGCUGAUACGACUUCCCUGGCCCGGACGACCAUGGAGCUCUUCCAACCGGCAUUCGACGCUCUCUUGCUGACCGAGGUGACCGCGGCGUACACUGGAAUCUGGGUCGGAGACGGCAGUGUUGCAAUCGUACUCCUGAAGGAUGGAGUGCUGUAUCUCGAGAGCUUGAUUGUGCGUGGCAAAGAUGUCCUCGAAAUUCUGCAGCGCGCGAAGCCCGGAGAAAAGUAGACCUGUAGCUUUGUGGUCUGCCGGAAGACCCGAUGAGUUUAGAUUGGCCCUCGGUCGACCAUAUCUGAACGAUAAUGCUGAUGCAGGCUGCGAGCCCUAUUGGUUAGCUUGGAUCCACCAUGGCCAAUGGUGCACUGUGGAUGUCAUUUUCUGGGAGGGUUCCGAGUUGGUGUAUCCUUCUGCGAAAGUCCGUCUUGAAAGAAUCGGUUGAACAUAUUACACCACAACGUACAAUACUAAUCUGCAUCGACAACCAUACCACCCCGGCCCCUCCGAAUGCGGUCUUCCAAUCCGAUGGAGCCGCCGAAAACUUUCUUCUGCUCUUUGCUAAGGAAGUUGCCCAUACCCUGCGACUUGCGGCGGUCUUCUUCGUCACGAGCUAGAUCAGCCUUUUCUUCUCCAAGAGCAUGGCAAGCCGUUGUUGACGUUCGGCACUCAUGGUGUUUGCGUCAGACGACAUAGCAGCAAGCCGUGCAGCUCGUGCAGCGGCAGCCUCUCGGCCAUAGUGCCCCCAUCCGAAGGCUGAGACGGUGGUGGGCUCAUGCGUGGACGCUUUGGUUCAGGCUGUCGGCGAUCGUCGCGACGCCGAGGACUUGGGCUGCGAGCACGCUUGUGACCUCGCUCAGGGCUUCGGCUGCGAGAGCAGACUCCUCGGAUUCGUCAGAACGCGGCCAAGUUCGAACGUGAGGGUCGCGAGACCGAGCCCGCGAGUCCCGCACAGGGCUUUCCCGGCGGUGUCGAUAAGGCGAGGGGGCUGCGGCGCUGUGAUAGUCACUAUGUCUGCGCGGCGGAGAGCGGGAACGAGAGUAAUCAGGGGGAGCGCCGCGAGUGAUAACGGUCUCGCGACACGGAGCGUUGGCGUCGCUCGUAGUCCCCGAGGACUGGCUGAACGGUCCCUUCGCUGUCUACGUUCUGCCUUAACCUCCUUCGCUCUUCCUUCUCAAGCUUCUUCGCACUCUUGUCUUUCUUCGGUUUGAUGCCAUUGCGCUCUUGCAUUUCACGCAAGCGAAGAGGGUGGCCAUGAGCGCUUCGUAGGAAGCCUGUUCCUGCUGCUUGAUUGCGAGAAGAGGGUCUUCACGAAUCUUUGAAGCGGUAUCGCGGACGUUGUUGGCAUUCUGAACAGCAAUGAAGUUCUUAUGCGAGGCUCCAAGCUGAAAGUGACUCAGAAAAAUAUCAAACGGACAAGGCAGUCCGCACCUUGGCAUUCUCAUCAGCAGUAAGAAUCUGUCCACUCGCUUCUUUCCAAGAAGAUAGUCCUCAAGCUCGUUUGCGUUCUGACUUGAUCCCGUCGCGGGGGUUGCAUACAUCCACUCCAACUUUUCAGUUCGUUUCCGACCGUUUGUUCUCUUGUAGACGUUGCAGCUACUGCAUCUGGCGUUCCUCUUCUUUCUCCUUGCGCAGCUGGUCGAGUUUCUUAUUCUCCUCGAGCUAAGAACGUACAUCAGUUGCCCAGUGAGUCAGACAUCGCACAGUAUAACACACCGCUUCUUCUCCUCCAACCACACCCGAGCCUGAUUCUUCAACAGGAGCGAUGCCACGACUUCUUCAUGUGAGAUCUCCUCCACCCAUUGAAUGGUAUUUCGGAGAAAAACUUGUAGAGGUUGGGGGGAGGUCACCGAAGGACGAUGGUGGUGGGAGACAAUAUGCAGCCACACAAGAAAACAACAUCACCGCCGCAGUCUAACCUGUGGAAGAAUGAACACUGGCAGCAGCCAUGGACCUUGAACGCGGCGAACGGGAUGAAUUACAUCGCGCGGGCCCGAGCCUACACGUUCCAUCUAUGCCCUCACGCGCAGCGAAAUCACGCGAGGUGGGCCAACCGCUUUGUCCACUCAAGGACCUAAUUUUCUUGUAUCUCGGAAUGGCGGCGCUUUCAGUCACGACAGUCGUUCUUAGCCUGACGGAUGGAUGUCCGGUCUUGCGUUCUAUAUUCUCGAAUUCAUCAUCAAUACCUCCAUGAUCCUCGAAGUAGGCAUUCGAUUCGUCCGCAUUCGGGAGGCAAUUCUGGAAUUCCCCGUUCAAUGUGGUCGAUCUCAUCUUGACCGUGUUCUGUGCCCUGACGACUAAUCAUUCUCCGCAUUUGCCAAAGUUGGUGCCGUUAGCAAGGAGGAGGAGUUGCUGGAGACUUUCCUGUUAUUGCCGGAAAGUUCUUCAGUUUGGCAGCUCGCCGCGGUGAUGCGACAGUGCG